GCGGUCGUUGAACCAUGCAGAUUUGUCAUUCGUCUUGCAACAAUGAAAUCGUGGUUAUAUUUAUGACUAAUGCUCUGUAGCUUGAGAACCAUAUACAUGGCAUUACUUGAGUAAAUCAUGGCCACCGACAAUUUACUGACUGGUAUUUUCGACAUUGAGAAAAAUCACUUUGACGUGAGUCUCACAAGAACAGAAAUCAAAUGGAUACCCAUCGAAGAAAAACACCGAUUUAUCAAUAUCUUCCAAUCAAAAAGUACAUUCACAAAGUUGAAUCUCCAUCAAGUCUUUGGUGUUAAAGUGAAACGACGUGUGAAAGUAGGAAGUCAUACUGGGUAUCCAUUGGGCGUGGCAGUGUUUUAUAGAAAACGUGAUGAGAGAAAAAAAGAUGUGUUGUUGUUGAGAUGUAGUAAUGAAGAGAUAUGCCAGCAAUGGAGGAAAGCGAUUAAUGAUAUAGUCAAAGAUUUUCCCGAAAGGCCAAAGAAGUUGAAUGUUAUUAUUCAUGAAGAUAAUAGUCGAGCAGAAAAUGUGUACAGAAGAAAAGUUCAACAGUUAUUUGAAUAUGCAAAUAUCAUUGUACAGAUUGUUUAUUCCUCAAGAUACAAUAUUGAUAAUAAAUUUCAAGAGAUGCAGCUUAAGGACAUAGAUGGGAUUGUCUGCAUUGGUGAUGAUGGUUAUAUCAGUGACUGUAUAAAUGUCAUAUUAAAGCAAGCACAAUGUGAUGCUGGUGUUGAUACCAAGAAUAUCAAUUUCAGUCCUGCACGAUGUCUUCUACCAAUUGGAAUCAUAUCAACAGGGCCACUGGAUAUAAUAUCUUCAUCGAGUUGUGGAAGUAGUGAUCCAGUACAAACAGCAUUAAAUAUUAUCUUUGGUGAUAUGCAAGCCUUAGAUGCCUGUAGUUUAUAUUAUGAUGGGCAAUUCCAGCAAUUUUGUUUCACAGCUCUCUCUGGAUUUUAUAGUGACUGUAUUAAAAAACAGAAAUGGCCGGUGCUAAUUAAAAAUAAAUAUACAGUCGCUGCAAAGUCGCUUGUCAAUCUUGGUGAUAAUGACUAUACCAUAGAAUUUCUACCAAGAUGGGAUUUAGUAGCAAGGAGAGACACAAGUCCAUGUAGAACUCGAUGUAAACAUUGUUCUGCAGUUGAAGACUACCAAGUUCUACACGGCAAUACAUUCAGUACAAUCUAUAAGAAUAAGGAAACACUAGUAGAAGUACCAAAUCAUGUCAAGAAAAUUCAAGUGCGAAGUCGGACACCAGAUCAACCACAUGCUAGUAAAUCUGCCUGGUUAAAUGUUAAUACUUCCAUACCAAGAGUACAAAGUUCUCCAAAUUUUCCAUGUGUGGACACUGUAGAUCCUGUACUUUUACCUAAUCCAGUUGCUACACCGCCAGAACUGCCAUUGCAGUCACCACCAUCCUCACAUUUACAGUGCAGUGGCAUUGCCUCUGCUAUGCCACAUGAAAGCAUCACAGGUAGUGGUAGUGACAAUACGUGGCAUACUGUGAAUGGCUCAUAUUUGAGUAUUGGUCUGUUCAUAGUACCUGGUAUUUGUAACAUUGUACCUAACUAUGGAUUAUCACCAUACACUCAUAUAGCUGAUAGUAAUGCUGAUCUAGUGGUUGUACAAACUACUACUAAGACUAAUUUUUUACAUCAUCUCAGAAAAUACAAUACUAACAAAGAUCCUUUUGAUUUCCCUUUUAUUAAUGUAUACCGAGUGAAAGCAGUGCGCAUUUCAAGCAGCUCACCUGUUGAUUGGUCAAUUGAUGGUCAUGUGAUACAGAAAAACAACAUAGAAAUCCGAGCACAUCAUCAGUUAUUAGCAGUGUUUAGCAGUGGUAUAUCACAGACAAGACAUGUCACACAGGAUGUUUCCACUUAGUAUGCUUCUAGUUAUGUGACUAUUUCUUUUUUUAAAUCAACAAUACUUCAUUUCACAUUUCUCCAUAAAAUGGUAAUAGACUUGAAUAUAUAUUUUUAUUUAUGUACCCAGUAAAUAUUUGCAGCUUUGCGUGCACCUGUUUUUUUAUUUUUCAAAAACUUGUAAGAGAGUUUUGUAAAUUUAGUACGGC
Molecule: messenger RNA, 2068 nt
Organism: Saccoglossus kowalevskii
Lineage: Eukaryota; Metazoa; Hemichordata; Enteropneusta; Harrimaniidae
Product: ceramide kinase-like protein
Biological process (GO): phosphorylation; ceramide metabolic process
Molecular function (GO): ceramide kinase activity
Source: RefSeq, a predicted model, not a curated record